UAUCGUGCAAAGGAACUAUCGUUAAUACGUGUUUGAGUGUACGAACUUUGGCGGCCAGUAAAUGUGAAAUUUCAACCUGCAAAGGGACAAUCGUGCCGUUUAUUACUCGUCAUUGAUUGCGUGUCCGCGUCUCCGUCGUAUUCAGUCCGUUGCCAACAAGACAGACUAACUACCGCCUUCUUCGGCGUCUUGCCACGGCCAUCGUAAAAGCUAUAAGAAGCGUUCUACCGCAGCCAUCGCGUUUUUGGAUACAAUUCAGCGAUUCACCGCAGUCGCGUAAAAAAAAAGCUGUGAGGCGUCUUGCCUUUAUUAUAAUAUAAGAUUUCGUUCGUCUUUGAAUCGUGUAACGUCUUGUUACAAAGAACACUAAAGUUAAGUUACUGUCCAAUCCGUUGAACAUUAGUGUGAGAAAACUUCAGCUUAUCUUCCGUGUCGCAACCGGUUGUUUUUCGCGCGUGUGAUAUCCGUCUUCGUAAUCGUGUGCUUCCCGCCAGUCGCAGUUUGGAACAGCCAUCCGUCAUCAUCUGUGUGUGUUUCCCUGCCAUCGUCAUUGCAACUGUUUUCCCGAAUCCUGCCAUCUCAACAGGUCAAGUAUAAAGAUGACCGAAAUUGCGAGCCUAAGACAACGGUUGAAUUUUUUAUUCACGAAGCUGAAACGAAAUGAGGUUUUCAUAGCGAACUUCCAGCCUGAACAACACAAGCAUCUCGUGCCUGUCAGGCUCCAAACGAUUGAAGGUAUGGAAAAGGAGUUUGAAACGGCUCAUACGCAAUUGUGUUUGUUAGCGCCCAGUGAAGCUGAGAAGCUAGAAGAAGAGGAGUUGAUGGAUAAUUUUGAGGAAAGGUUCAUAGCUAUGAAAAGCGCCAUGCUAUCGCACAUGCCUACUCAAACAGCUCAAGCCGUUAGCUCUGAGCUUGGCUCAAGCCACGCUCAAAACCCAAGCCACUCUCCCAUUCAAAACCACGUUAAAUUACCAGCCAUCUCUUUGCCCGAAUUUAACGGUGAUAUAAUGCACUGGAUGGCAUUUCAUGAUACCUUUGAAGCAUUAGUUCAUAACAAUGCAAGCGUUUUGGAUAUUCAAAAAUUCCAUUAUUUGAGAGCUUCAUUAACUGGUGAGGCCGCUAGAUUGAUAGAGUCGAUCCCAUUGUGCGCAUCGAAUUACUCCAUCGCAUGGCAGGAGCUCAAGGAGCGAUUCUCAAAUGAAUACCUUCUGCAAAAGAUGCACUUUAAGCAAAUGUUCGGCAUCCCACAAUUACGAAAAGAAUCGUCAGCUGACUUGCAUAGAUUGGUAGAUGAAUUUAAUCGGCAUGUAAAAAUGAUUCAAAAGCUAGGAGAGCCAACCGACCAAUGGAGCUCAAUGUUAGAAUAUGUUUUGUGCUCCAAACUACCAGCGGAAACUCUUACACAUUGGGAAGACAAGGCAGCUAGCAUGAAAAAGCCAACAUAUGAGGCGUUAAUAGAAUUUCUGCAGAGAAGAAUGAAAACAUUAGACUCUGUUUAUAUGAGUAAAUCUGCGGAUGUAAGCUCUACAUCGGUGCCUGCCGUAAGGCCUUCUUCGCAUCUUUCGUACUAUUCGUACACCGCAAAUAAUACCAAACGAUGUCCUUGCUGUCGACUAGAUCACUUAUUAUGGUACUGUAACCAAUUUAUGCGACUUCCGCAAUCUGAGCGCCUUCAGAUAGUGCGAGCGAAGAGUCUCUGCAUUAAUUGUUUAAGAGUCGACCACAGCAUGAAAGAUUGUCCUUCGACCAAUCGGUGCAAACAUUGCAACCAGCAACAUCAUUCUUUAUUGCACUCCUUUGAUUUUGUACGCCGGCAGCACACCCACGACCGAACACUACAUACUAGCCCUCAGGUAGCUCCUAGCGCUUCAUUUAACAGCACAGCAGCAUUGGAAAACGAAAACCGAGCAGCGGACCAACGAGAGAUUGGACAUUGACGUUAAAGGUGCUGGUUGUGCUACGACGAGGGUGCGGGAGUCCGUGUAUGCUGAAAUUCGAUCUCGCACCAGCCAAUUUUCUUGUGGAGUAAAUUUCCUGCUAAUGGAUGAAGUAGCUGCAAAACUUCCUUCCCACCACAUUAAUAUAAGCCGCUGGAACAUUCCGCCUGGACUAUCCCUGGCGGACCCUCAUUUUAAUCAGGCCGAAUCAAUAGAUAUGAUAAUCGGAGCAGAGCAUUUUUACACCUUUUUUCCAACUGCAGAGCGUAUUUAUCUGGCAGAUAAAUUACCAAUACUGAUCAACAGCGUGUUUGGGUGGCUUGUAGUCGGUCCAGCCAGCGAGGAGGUCGUUAAUCCUCACUCAAACCCAACACGAGUAUCAAUGGUUUCUUUAGAAGAAAAAAUAGAGCAGUUUUGGAAG
Messenger RNA from Anopheles coluzzii, 2358 nucleotides. RefSeq lists its product as uncharacterized. Bases 600 to 1937 code for a protein of 445 amino acids. The record is from RefSeq and is a predicted model, not a curated record. The transcript has 2 exons. Lineage: Eukaryota; Metazoa; Arthropoda; Insecta; Diptera; Culicidae.